CUUAAAAGUUGAAACAAACCGUGGAAACGAAGCCGCCCGCGGCCCCCGUCACUCCAGGCAUGAAAGCAUCUGUAAUUAUAUAGAGUCUUCAGCUCUGUGAUGGGAUCUUCUUUUCUUGGUUUUGAGCUGCGUCUCGGAACAUAUGGAUAAAGAACUUAUCGAAUUGUUCGAAGCGGCAAGGAAGGCUGCAGAUGCUGCGGCAGCGAAGGAGGCUUGCUCUGAUGGAUCCGAGGAAACCCGAUGUCUUGACGCAUUGAAGCGGCUGAAGAAUUUUCCUGUUACGAAGAAUGCUUUAAUCGCAACGCAGGUUGGAAAACGUGUUCGGCAGCUCACAAAGCAUCCUAAAGCAAAGAUCCAGGCUGUAGCUUCUGACUUGGUUGAGACAUGGAAAAAAGUAGUCAUUGAGGAAACAACCGGAAAUAAGAAAAAUGGGAACUCAGAGGAUAAAAGUUCUGCAAAGGUCGAAAAGGGGGAUCCCAUGAUGGUUGAGAAGGUGCCGAAGGUCCGAACUCCCAAGGCUGAAAGAAUUGAUCAGGGUGAGAGAAUAAAAUCUGAGAAGGCUUCAUUUUCAGAAAAUGUCAAGGUUGAGAAGAUUGAGAGAAUAAAACCCGAGAAGGCUUCAUUUUCAGAAACUGUCAAGGUUGAGAAGAUUGAGACUGUCAAAGUGGAGAAGAGUAGUAGGAGUGAGGUUGUGAAGGUUGAAAAGAUAUCCAAAGAAGAAAAGCAAGCUUCUGGAAUUAAGAAACCCCCACAAACUCUCAAUGGCCCUCCAAAACUGACUUCAAUGAUCAAAUGCAAUGAUGCUAUGCGUGAUAAGCUCCGGGAAAAUCUUGCAGAGGCCUUUUCCAGAGUUUCUAAUGAGGUCGAUGAAGAUAUUAGGGAUGAAGUAAAUGCUUAUGAUCCAAUCCGAGUUGCUGUAUCUGUGGAGUCUGCAUUGUUUGAAAAGUGGGGUCGGAGUAAUGGGGCCCAGAAGUUUAAAUACAGAUCCAUAAUGUUCAACAUCCAAGAUCCAAAAAACCCGGAUUUGCGGAGAAGAGUCCUUCUUGGACAGAUCAAGCCAGAGAGACUUCUUGUCAUGACCCCUAAUGAGUUGGCAAGUGAUCAAAGGAGACAGGAGAACAACCAAAUAAAGGAGAAGGCUUUAUUUGAAUGUGAGCGUGGGGGCGCUCCAAAAGCCACAACAGAUCAGUUCAGGUGUGGUCGAUGUGGGCAGAGAAAGUGCACAUACCAUCAAAUGCAGACACGGAGUGCUGAUGAACCUAUGACAACCUAUGUAACAUGUGUAAACUGCAACAACCAUUGGAAGUUCUGUUAGUUGUUGGUUGUCUUUGGAGCUACCAUCCAUGUGGGGCUUGGAUGUUGAACUCUGAAGCUCCAUCCUAAUUUUUUAGAUUAUAUCAACCAUUUGUGCAUUUAGUCUUUGAUUUUCUUUUUUUAUGGAUUAAUUUAUGUAGGAGUUCAGGUGAAUCUUACUUCUGGAGGUAUUCAACCACCUUGAAUUUGGUGUGUUCA
Molecule: messenger RNA, 1512 nt
Organism: Telopea speciosissima
Lineage: Eukaryota; Viridiplantae; Streptophyta; Magnoliopsida; Proteales; Proteaceae
Product: transcription elongation factor TFIIS-like
Exons: 4
Coding region: 143-1315 (390 amino acids)
Biological process (GO): DNA-templated transcription; transcription elongation by RNA polymerase II
Cellular component (GO): nucleus
Molecular function (GO): nucleic acid binding; zinc ion binding
Source: RefSeq, a predicted model, not a curated record